Molecule: messenger RNA, 1563 nt
Organism: Phymastichus coffea
Lineage: Eukaryota; Metazoa; Arthropoda; Insecta; Hymenoptera; Eulophidae
Exons: 4
Coding region: 134-1108 (324 amino acids)
Biological process (GO): protein localization to organelle; regulation of microtubule cytoskeleton organization; microtubule anchoring at microtubule organizing center
Cellular component (GO): cytosol; Golgi apparatus
Molecular function (GO): dynactin binding; cytoskeletal adaptor activity; dynein complex binding
Source: RefSeq, a predicted model, not a curated record
UUUAAGUCCGGGGUUCAUUUGAGUUUGAUCUUAUUUUGUUGACAACGUUGAGCUGAUAUACAACAGUGGCAGAGGUAAUUAACGCUUUCAAGUUUGGCGUUUAUAGUUGAAAUUCUUUUUUCUGCUAAGUAAAAUGAGCAGUGGUGAACGUAAGGAGUCUAAAAAUCGCGUGAGCAACGCAACACGAACUGCCUUUACUUACGGGAAUGAAGUGAUUACGGCUUUGCACAUUUGUUCGGAUGAAUUAACAAAGGUGAAGGAAGAGUUGCAAUUGGCGCAUAAGUCAGUUGCGUGCCUCGCCGAUCCAAACCAUGUGGCUGGAAUAUGCCCUACAUAUAAAGCACCUGACGAGGAUGAUACGGACCAGAGCUUAUUUGACUUGCGAUACGAGGUGAUGCAAUUGAAGGCAGAGCUGUCAGAUAAGAACGAAAAAAUUAAGAGUUUGGCAGCGAUACUGAUGUCCAUUAAGAAUGCUACGGAAAACCUAAUCGGGGGUAUCGGACGUAAAUACGAGAUCUCGAAGGCUGUAACAAAUGAGACGAUACUCAAACUAGCCACACUGACAAAUUUCCUGAAGAAAUUAAAAGAACUGAGCACGCCGAUUUCCUUAAGUCAUCACGCGGCGUUCGCUGCGCGCCUCGAGGAGAACGCGAAUCGCGAGAAUAAGCUGAAGCAGCAGCUGGCCGUUGCAGAGAAGGAUCGCAAGCAUCUCGAUCGACUACUUCGUCUAGCUGUCCAGCAGACAGUGUGUCUGACAAUGAAACACGAGGAAUUGUCGAAAGCAAGAGACGAUGUCCGGCUGUCCGUCAUCACUAAACCAAGUGAUCAAACUGUUGAAAAUAAUCAACGUGAUGAGUCCGUGGGCGAUUUGAAAGAUGUUACUCGAAAUGUAAUAGAAUACAAUGAAAAAGUGCAAAAAGAACCAGUUAAUUUGAUAACUGAAGAACCUGACGAUUCACUGAAUGAAUCAGAUAAUUUACGAAAAUCAAUAGAAAAGCUUGAGAAACAGAUGCAGCAGAUGCAAUUGUCAGGGGCGUACCUCGAGUAUCUUGCAAACAAAGAGGACGUUGCCAAAAUCAUCGAGAAUGAGACUGUGAAGGAUCAUUAAAUGGUUGUGUUAAAUAAUGCGUCGAAUUUGAGGCAUUGCUCAAAAACAGAAAAGCUGAAAUAUGCUCCAUUGAUCAAGGUACGGUAUAAGCAAACUCGAAUAAAUAAAGAAAAAUUAUUAGCAAAAUAAACACAUGAGUCGAACUCAGUAGAAUGUCAAUAAAAUAGUACAUUGCGAUACGAGUGCGGGAAAGUAGAUUUUUGUCUCGUGUGGCAUUUACACCCUAGCGAAGCGAGGGUGGAAAGGUACAUGAGACGAGAAACUCUUAAAUAAAUAAAUUUUGUUCAUGCUGUUAGUAAUAGUUACUCGUGUUCUUCCACUACUUAUGAUAGACCUGGCAUAAAAUAGGAAGCAUUCAACCGAUAUUACAAAUUCUAAAGUCUGACAAACAAUUUAUAUUUCUCUUUCAUAAUACGGUAAAAGUUGAGUGACUUAAACGUAACAUACUGUCUUGA